Molecule: messenger RNA, 1432 nt
Organism: Arvicanthis niloticus (Nile rat)
Lineage: Eukaryota; Metazoa; Chordata; Mammalia; Rodentia; Muridae
Product: PHD finger protein 11
Cellular component (GO): nucleus
Source: RefSeq, a predicted model, not a curated record
CUCAGUUGCACUUCUAAGAGUGCAAGUACUCAGUCAUGGCCCAAGAGACAGCACCACCCUGUGGCUCAGUCUCAAUGGGUGACUGUCAGAUUAUAGAAAAGAUGGAAAAAAAGACAUGUGCCCUCUGCCCUGAAGGCCAUGAGUGGAGUCAGAUAUACUUUGCACCAUCAGCGAAUAUAGUUGCUCAUGAAAACUGUUUGCUGUAUUCAUCAGGACUGGUGGAGUGUGAGAUUCAUGAUCCACCUAACACAGCUAGAAACUUUGAUGUCAAAUCAGUAAAGAAAGAGAUCUGGAGAGGGAAAAGACUGAAAUGCUCACUCUGUAACAAAGGAGGUGCCACCGUGGGAUGUGAUUUGUCGUACUGUAAGAAGAGUUACCACUAUAUCUGUGCCAAAAAGGACCACGCAAUUACUCAAGUUGAUGGAGAUCACGGAACUUACAAAGUAUUUUGCCCAGAGCAUCCUCCACAAGAAGAGACCACUGAAAGUGCUGAUAGCCCAAGCAUGAAGAAAAAAGGAAAGAAGAAACGCCUCUCAUCAGGCCCUCCCACACAGCCAAAAAAGAUGAAACUCAGUAGCUCCAAAAGACAUGUGACAGAAGAGCCUCACGGCCACACAGAUGCAGCUGUCAAAGCUCCUUUUCUCAAGAAAUGCCAGGACGCUGGACUUCUUACUGAAUUAUUUGAACAGAUCCUGGAAAAAAUGGAUUUAAUUCAUGGAAGAUUUAUGGAUGAGAGUGCUUCAGAGUCAGACUAUGAAGGGAUCCAGACCUUACUGUUUGAGAGUGGGCUGUUUGAAGACACAUUAAUACAAUUCCAAGAAGCAAUCAAGAGGAAAACUUGUGAAUAUGAAGAAAGGCAGAGGCAGAUGAGGCAGCAGCUUGAGGCGCUUGCAGACUUACAACAAAACUUGUGCUCAUUUCAAGAAAAUGGGGACCUGGACCACUCAAGUUCUUCCUCAGGAUCCUUGCUACCUCCUGAGGACCACCAGGUCAGAUGCCAGGAGUCUCCUGAAGUGCAAGCAGGCUCAGGACACAGCCUGUGACAGACCCACAGUCCCUCCCGCUCUGACCUGCUACUGCUCACCCAUGCUCCAUACUUGAUUGGGUGUUUCUUGACCCCUCUCUUGUCCUCACUUGUCCUGCUUUCUCCUGACAGUAAAAGCUGUUCCUCAGGUCAAAAGGAUCAGGCCUCCAUGUUCUCCAAGGAGUGAGGAAGUCUUCCUACCUACCCUACCCACCCCAGUCAAGGGCAGCAACAUCAGAGCCUUUGCUCAUCCUUUUGUGGAGACUUAGAGCUUCCUCUUGCUUCUGCUGCUCCUGCAGAAGGUCUCACCAUGGUCUCCCCUCACUAUUCUUAUUCCAUAAGAACACAGCAAACUCAUCCCUGCGCAUUUCGCAUUCCCAACAUUUAGCACACUUAAUAAAUGCUUGU